GAAAAAGCAGUUUCAUUCUUCAUUUCUGCUACUUUUACACAUUCUCAAUCAUGAUUAUCCGUAACUACUACUUAACAUUACAUUUAUCUACUAUAAUCUCUCCUACCCCAUAUUUAUAACCAUUCUUUUUCUUCAUUUUUUCUUCAUUAGUCUCAAAUUUAGAGAAAAAUGGGGAAAACAGGAGGAAAGAAAUUACAAACAUUUUGUGUAAACAGAAUUAGGCCACUUGUAAAGGUUCCUAUACAGAAUAAAUUAGGUAGUAAUUCCCCAAUUUGUGCAAAUAAAAAAGAACAAGAACAUACUAAUAAUAAUCAUGAUCAUUUUGAAGAAAAUGAUGAGAAAAUGGAGGAAAAUUCAGAGAAAAUGAAAAAUGGGAUAAAUGAAGGGAGGAAAAUAAUGGUGGUUGUAGAUUCAAGUGCAGAAGCCAAAGUAGCACUUCAAUGGGCACUUACUCAUACUGUUCAAAGUCAAGACCUUAUCAUUCUUCUUUAUGUUGCUAAACUCACCACCAAGCAAGAAAAAGAAGAUGCGAGAAAGAAGAUGUCUCCAAAGGUUUAUGAAUUACUACACUCUUUGAAGAAGACAUGUCAAUCUAAGAGGCCAGAGGUAGAAGUGGAAGUAAAGAUGGCACAAGGGAAAGAAAAAGGUCCUACCAUUAUAGAAGAGGCAAGAAAAGAAGAAGCAUCCUUACUAGUAUUGGGGCAAAAGAAACGUUCAACAACAUGGAGAUUGUUACUAAUGUGGGCAGGGGCAAGUAACAAGAUGAUGCAGACAACUGGUGUUGGGGUUGUGGAGUAUUGUAUACAAAAUGCUACUUGUAUGGCACUUGCUGUUCGAAGGAAGAGUAAACGAGCUGCUGGUUAUUUGAUUACUACCAAGCGCCAUAAAGAUUUUUGGCUCUUAGCUUAGUUCUUUUCAUUCUACACUAUAUAAAUAAAUUGUUUUCAUUAUUUUAUCUUAUGUUAAUAUAUGUAAACACUCACAACACGUUUGGUGUGAAUAUUUUGAUCUUAGUUGGAGUA
Molecule: messenger RNA, 1022 nt
Organism: Amaranthus tricolor (Joseph's coat)
Lineage: Eukaryota; Viridiplantae; Streptophyta; Magnoliopsida; Caryophyllales; Amaranthaceae
Exons: 3
Coding region: 169-909 (246 amino acids)
Source: RefSeq, a predicted model, not a curated record